Cucumis melo (muskmelon) is the source of this 2173-nucleotide messenger RNA. Its product is annotated as deSI-like protein At4g17486. The coding region runs from base 1112 to 1885 and encodes 257 amino acids. Lineage: Eukaryota; Viridiplantae; Streptophyta; Magnoliopsida; Cucurbitales; Cucurbitaceae. The transcript is spliced from 4 exons. The record is from RefSeq and is a predicted model, not a curated record. Gene Ontology annotation, biological process: protein deubiquitination. Gene Ontology annotation, molecular function: deubiquitinase activity.
UUUGUCAUUUUAAAUGGUGGCUUUUGUGACAUGUUUUGUCUUAAGAUGUUGUGCUUGAGCGAGUGUACCUCAACCGAUAUACCAUACGUGUUUUUUGUUAAAAAGUUCGUCGUUUAAAUCAUCCGCUCGUCUUCUACUUAAAAAAAGAUGUUUUGUUCUUAUCUAGGCAUUGUUGUCUAUUUUAAGUUGCAUUUGGAUGUAUUCCAAAGCUUGUCCAAAUGAGAGGAAAAGGGUAUUUUGUUGUAGUUAUAUAUGGACAGUGUUGUAGUUCUAAUGAUGUAUUCCAAAGCUUUUUAAUUAUUAUGGAAACUUUGUAUAAACUAUCUAUAAGGAAAUAAUUGCACAAAAGACCCAUUUUAAAGGUCCAAAAUGGCAAAUUACCCAAUUUUUGAAAAAAAAUGUCAAAUCUUUUAUGUCCCUUCGUUGGUUUCAUGACCACAUGAAGUUACAGUAUUGCCCUUCCUUUAUUGCUUUAGGAUUUUUUCUUUUUCCUCUUCUUCUCCAGCGUUGUUUCUCCUUCACUGAGUGCCCUUCUUCUUCCGCACGGCGUCCACGCGAGAGGAGUGAGAGAUGGGCAAAGAUGGGCAGCACCGAGGAGAGAGGAGUGAGAGAUGAGAGACGGGCAAGAGUGAUAUCGAGAAACUGAGAGCAACAGGGCAAGACAAGCGAGAUGAGUGAGAGCAAUAAUUGUUGAGAGGAGCGAGAGCGAUGCUAGCAAGACGAGUGAGAGACAAUGAUCUAUGAGUGAAAAAAGAAGAGAGAGUGAGACGAGCGAGAGCGAAACCUGCUUUUCUGCAGGUGCAUAAGUAUACUUUAGUAAUUUUACCCGAAUUCGACCAUUAGCAAAGGGUGUUGGCAUUUUUUCAAAAACUGUGCCAUUUAACGUUUUUUGCCUAAUUUUUGGAUCAUCUAUCCUGCAGACUCAUCUACAAGACCAUUGUCAGUGAAUCAUCACAUAAUUGGAUGUUGAGUUCUCUAGGUUAUCUAUAUCCAAGAGUCGUUAUACUUAACUUACGUGCAUCUUGACUAAUAUGAAGAAUCCAUGACCAUUCAACUCUUUGGAGUUGAACUUAUGACUUUAAAUGUAUAUUAGAUUUGUGGUCGAAACUAUAUGAAUGUUCUCCUCAUUUCGCCCCAAAACAUGAAGUAUAUAUCUGAGAAGGGAUGGAACUCUAUCAUACCUCUCCAUUUGAGAAGCGAAUCAGGUUCUCACUUUUGCAUCUUUUCAAGAGCAAAGGGAUCAAGAUAUGGUCCGGGCAACACUCCAGUAUAUCUCAAUGUGUAUGACUUGACAACAGUAAAUGGCUGCGUUUACUGGGCAGGUGUUGGCAUAUUUCAUUCUGGGAUUCAAGUUCAUGGUGUGGAAUAUGCCUUCGGAGCCCAUGACUAUCCAACAAGUGGUAUCUUCGAGGUUGAACCUCGACGUUGCCCCGGGUUUAAGUUUAGAAAGUCGAUUUUCAUGGGUACAACUUGCUUGGAUCCCAUUCAAUUUCAAGAGUUCAUGGAGCGCAAUUCUGCAGAUUACAAUGGUGACACGUAUCACCUGAUUGUAAAAAAUUGUAACCAUUUUUGUGAGGAUAUUUGCUAUAAGUUAACCGGGAAACACAUACCAAAAUGGGUGAAUCGGCUUGCAAGAAUAGGAUAUUUAUGUAAUUGCAUGCUCCCCAAGGCCCUCAAGACUUCGACUGUUCCAAACGACACAAAUUUCCAAGGAUGCGAGAGUGAGAAGAAGCAAUUACGAAGCAGUUUUGGUUGCUUCACGUCAAUAUCAAUGCAUCAACGAGAAGUUUCAAUUUCUUCGUUGUUUCUUCACUCGCAUUAUAAAGGUUGCCUGCCACCAUGGGAGCUGAAAGGGUCAAAAAGUCGGUCGAUGAAGGAAAGGUGACAAAAACUCAUCUUUGUUUCUUUGCUGCCAUUUUUUAAUCCAGGUGAGAGAAUUCACUUCUGGCAGAAAAGAAGAUUUGCAGUUUCAACGUUUGAUUCUGUUGAUUUAUAUGUUAAGUUUAGAGGUAUUCAUUGUGCAUGCGAUAGCACCAUAGCAGUUCAUAGGAAUUCAAGCAGAUUGCAUAAUUAUUUUUUUCUUGUAUAUUUAGCUUUUUAUGGUUUUGUUAUAUAGUUUUUGGGGGGAAGGUAUGAAUUAAUUUAGUUUAUAUGCUUCCUUUGUUUUACGUUA